CAUCCGGUGAAAUGUCUGUCUCAUUGUUCUAUCUGUGAUUUUAGUGUUGGCUCUGUAACUAUCAAACGCUAGUUACCUAACUGCCAUAAGCUUGCGGUCUUUCAAUGCCUAUGGUAUUUCUUUGUUCGAAUAUCCUCAUACAGUAAAUGCUACAUCUUAUAUAUAUAAAGUAUUAAAUUGUUAUUAGGACCGUCAUUGAAAGAGACAACAUCCAACAGUAGCUAGCCUGCUAACGGUAGCUAGCUAGCUUCCUAGCCUUUUGCUGAGUUGGAUCGUAACACUGACCCACUUGAACAAAAGUACCUAAAUGUUACGAACUCUUAACUGUAGCUAGCUACACAUAGACAGUUUGCUAUGAUGUCUGAAGCCAUCAUAACCUUCCAGUCUCAGCUCUCCGGAGUCAUGGAGACUGUAUUCAAGGCUGCUAUGUACGAGAUCACCAGGCUGGUGGACGAUAGCUUCCUGAAGGAGAUGUCCCGCAGCCGGGAGCAGGUCGAGUCACUGAAGAAGCGGCUGCAGUGGUCAGAGAACAGACGCAGGGAUAGGGACAAAGAGCGAGACCGGAGGGGGAAGUGUGCGGACUGUGGGAGAGCUGACGAGGAAGCCGAGGAGAGAAGCUCUGGAACCUCACAGACAGGUGUGGAGAGGGGGCGUGGCCUGAAGCAGGAGAAGGUACCAGGGGAGGAGUGGAGCAGCUGUGGGGGCGUGGCCAGGGAAACAGCCUUAAAUGAUCUGGAGGAGGCUGAGGCCACCAGCCCUAGGAGAAUCUCUGAGUCCACAGAGGUCGGAGGUCAGAAGCUGGACAGUCUGCUGAAAGAGGAGCCUCUCCACAACACUGAGCUACAGGAGAGAUGGGGCGUCUGCCUGGAUGGGGCCGAUGGUUCAGACAUCUCGGGGCCCAGUAAGAGUUUUAUUCAGCAGGAUCUACAGCGGUGCCAGGAUGACUGGGCUUCUGGUCUAGACCAGGGGCCUGAACCACCGGGCCCCGAGGGAGACCCAGGAGACGCCAGCCAACCUCUCUACCGCCCCCGCUACAGCAUGGAGGAACUGGGGGUCGGCUUUGAGAAGUCUGGUUACGGCAGUAGUGGUAGUGGCGACCAUCUUCUAGACAUGGAAGGGCUGGAUAGGCUUCCUGAUUCCCAGUCUCGUCUGGGGGGGCUGAGCUACAGAGCUGCAGGUCACUACCAGGUGGACCUGGGGGGGUCUGAGGGGGGAGACCAUCACCAUCGCUCCCACAUGCCUCGCUCCCAUCGGAGCCGGAAGGAGCAGGUGGGGUCGCCAAUGCCAUCCCCCCACCCGGAGGUGGGAGACCUGAACUGCCUGUUGAUCAAUGAGGAGGGUUACCUGCAGGACUCCAGUGUCUUGUAUCCUGAACACGGUGUCCCAGAGUCAGGUAGUAGAGCCGGCCACAGGGGGCUAACCUCCAUCCACUCUGGAAGCUCAGCCCACAACAACAACACAGAGAGCCUGUAUGGUGCUGCUGACGACUUUGGACUCUCUUUAAACCUCAGAGAUCGUUCACAAGAGCAGGUAACAGGAGGAGGGGGGAGGCGUCAUGCCUGCAAUCAAUGUACUAUGACCUUCCCAGACUCUGGUUCUCUCAAGGUCCACAAGCAGAAACACAAAACUGGGAGAGGGUCGAGUACAGGGUCAGGGUCUGUGCCUCUGUACUCCUGCACCCAGUGCGGUAAGACCUUCACCCAGGCCUGCAACCUCAAGGUCCACCAGCGAGUCCACCAGGCCAAGGGACUCCACCUCUGCAGCCACUGCGGCAAGGGCUUCACCUCCUUCUCCGACCUGAAGAGGCACAAGUGCAGCCAGACCACAGACAAGCCCUACUGCUGCUCCAUCUGUGGGAACAAGUUCAGUCGGCUCUGGAACCUGAAGGUGCAUCAGCGCAUUCACACGCAGGAGAAACCCCACUGCUGCAAUAUGUGUGACAAGAGCUUCACGCGGGCAGACAUUUUGAAAGUGCACCUGCGCACCCACACUGGGGAGAGACCGUACUGCUGUUCUGUCUGUGGACUCAGCUUCAAACGACUGGCACAUCUGAAGUCACACCAGCGCAAACACAGGCCAAAUCUCCUGGACUGAUUUUGUUAUUGAUACAUUUUUUUGUUAUAUAGCAGACACUUACAAUUGCUUCAUUAAUCUUCGGACUAGUUUUAUUAUUUUAUUUGACAUUGAGAACAUUUCUUGUGGUCAGUUCUUUAUUAAUAAGGACAUUGAAAAUAUGACCAUGUUUGCUGUGAUCUAGUGUACAAUAAAUUAGGCGGCUCUGCUAUUCUUACAACUUUGCCCAGUCAAAAAGACGGAACUACUUUUCUAUGAGUUCUGAUCCUUCUAGCCUUGAUUUUCAUUUUUAUAACAUAUACAGUAUUUCACUUUUUAACAUGUAUAGUUUUUACUAGGUGUUGUCCAAUGAAUUCUGUAACCCUCUUCAAAUCAGGUUUGAUUGGAAAAUGCUGUUCAAAUGAGGGCAUGCAUUAUCAAAUCUUUGUACUCCCUGACUAAGGCCAUGCAGCCGAAACGCGUCUGAGUUUGUAAUCUUUGUUUUCAUUUAACAUGCCGUACAAAUGAAGGCAUUUUAAUGAAUUAUUUUCAGAGUGCCUUGGUCCUGCUUUAUUUUUGAUGAAAAUAUGAACGGUUGUAAAUCUGUGUGUUGGUUAAGAAUUCACACCAUACAUGGACUGUCUAUGAAUUGUCUGUCAAAAUGAUCAUGCCAACCUAACAAACAUCUGAAUAUGGGGCAUUCAUGUGCUCGUGGGAAGUCGUAAGUCUGCCAUGAUUGUGUUCAAGUGCAUUUAAAGUCUGACCAAUUCUUCAACCAAUAAGAUUUUAGAUAUCUGGAUUGCUAGCUAACAUUGCUAAAAAAUAAAGUUAGCUUGUGACGUGUUGAUAGGACGGUUCAGCAUGAACAACAAAAUAAUCAAUCAACAAUAAGAUAGUAUAGUCCUGUCAGAGUCAACAGUCUCAGUUCGAAACCUUAGUCCUACCAGAACCUUUGGUUGAGAGUGUGAGUCCUUAAAUGGAAGUCCAAGACCAAAUAAAUGUUUGUAACCCAAAGGAAGCCCCCCCUCAAAAAGGUAAUCCAACGAGAUCUAAAUUUAAAAGCAAUAAUCCAACAGAAAAGACACAAUGGGCCACAUUCCCCUGCGCUAUGUCUAGAUAUUUUCACUAGCGCCAGGACAACACCUGUAUCGAGAUAUUUUUUUAGAUGACAAAAAUGAAAACAUGGAGCAGACUUAACCUUUUAGUCCUUUAAAAACCUGCUGUAUGUAAAAUACUGUGUGCUAUAGCUUGGAAAAUAAAUACAUGGGACUCUGGAUGACAACAUAGUGAUGUUUGUUUAGGACUGUUUUGCUAAAGAACUCCACUUUACUGUUUUGUUUCCUUAUCACGACACUGGUGUCAUCCAGGCCUCUAAUUUUCAUCAAAACAGUGGACCGUGAUAGGAAAGAGGCCUACAAAUUCCUCUUAGCACACAGCAAACAAUGCUACCUCUCUCUGCAGUCAAUUCAAGAUGGCACCUGUGGGGUGGACACGCCUCCCCACCACACCCAUAUCUGCAACCUUAAAGGCCAACUGCAUAAUAACUGCCAAUUAUAUUCCCAACACAGUACGUUAACAUGGACAAGACUAAGUACAUACAGCAAAACAUUAUUUAGAUUUAUUUUAGGGGCAAUGUUUCAUUUCACUUUCACAUUAUGCUUUCUUGGUAAAGCAUGUUAUAAGCUAGCUUGCUUAACAUUGACAAUAUGGUCAAACUAUCUACAGUACACUGAACAAAAAAUAUGAAUGGAACAUGUACAGUGUUGGUCUCGUGUUUCAUGA
Oncorhynchus mykiss (rainbow trout) is the source of this 3834-nucleotide messenger RNA. RefSeq lists its product as uncharacterized. Gene Ontology annotation, cellular component: nucleus. Lineage: Eukaryota; Metazoa; Chordata; Actinopteri; Salmoniformes; Salmonidae. The record is from RefSeq and is a predicted model, not a curated record. Gene Ontology annotation, biological process: regulation of gene expression.